Phacochoerus africanus (Common warthog) is the source of this 711-nucleotide messenger RNA. RefSeq names its product transmembrane protein 207 (gene TMEM207). The coding region runs from base 120 to 557 and encodes 145 amino acids. The transcript has 5 exons. Lineage: Eukaryota; Metazoa; Chordata; Mammalia; Artiodactyla; Suidae. The record is from RefSeq and is a predicted model, not a curated record.
UAGUCACAAGGAGCCAGCAUUAAUGAGUGCUCUGGCAGGAAGCAAAACUUAUAGAGAAGCUAACAAGUUCCAAGGAAGACAGAGAUAAAACACAGACUUGAGCCACUUGUCCUUUAAGUAUGUUGAGACCCAGACUUUUAAGUGUGACUUCAUUGAUCUCAAAACCAGGAAUCUUGUGUUUGCCACUAUUCCAGUUGGUGCUAUCGGACUCGCCAUGCGAAGAAAAUGAAAUGUGCAUAAACUAUAAAGAUCAAUACACAAAUGGCUGGUAUAUCUGGUUCUUGCUGCUGAUUUUCCUGGUGGCUCUUCACUGUGGAGCAGUGCUCUUCUGCCUCCAGUGCUGGAUGAGGAGAUCCCAAAAUUGUUCUCCAAGACGCACUGUGGCUGUUUUUGCUGUUGGAGAUUUGGACCCCAUUUAUGGGACAGAAGCAGCUGUGAACCCAACUGCUGGAACUCACCUUCAAAUUCAAAAUACUGAACUGUAUCGUGUUCCGUGUUUUGGCACUUUAGGCCCUCCACCUCCAUAUGAAGAAAUUCCAAAAUCAAGCCGAUUUUAGAUCUGGAUCAUUAAUUGAAAAUAUUAGAAAUAUUUAAAAUUACAAAACGCUAAAUUUAGGAACGUACUGGGAAUUCCUGGAAAUCCAUUAACAUAGUCUACAAAAGGACAAACAGAUGAAAGAAUGAAUGUAGGAAAAUAAUUUGUGUUAUGGA